Effrenium voratum is the source of this 2408-nucleotide messenger RNA. Lineage: Eukaryota; Dinophyceae; Suessiales; Symbiodiniaceae. The record is from the annotation of a GenBank genome assembly.
GCCUCAAGUUGUUCACAACUCGCACAAAUGGAAGGAGUUGCAUGAACUGGCCUUGCCUCUGCUAAGCAGAGGCAUAGAAACACGAUGCCGAAGCCCAUUGCUGCCACGGUUGAUGAGCUGGAUGCGGCGAAGACCGAGCUCAAGGCGCUGAUUGCCAAGCUCCACAAAGGCAAGGCCGACAAGGAAGAGGUUCAGCCACCUGCCACGCGAGUUCAGAACAAUGUAGACGACUUGACUGCAGUUGUCGAGGAAAAUGCCAAAGUCGGCGUGGAGGCGGUCACCAGAGCUCGGCAAGAGGCGAAGGAACACAGCGAAGCCUUGACCCAGGACUUGCGCAGCGAGGUUCUGGGUGUUUUGGGUGAAGAAGAAGCAGCGCGGCAGUCCGGGCAAAGUCAGUUGGAGGCGCAGAUUCAACAGCUCGAUGUGGACGUGCGCAAAGCAUUCGCUGACGAGCUGACGUCUUUGUGCGUGAAGAUCGAGGAGGAGUUCGCAGCUGUGCGCCAGGACCUCGGUGAGCUCAUCGAGCGAAAGGCCCAGGAGGCAGCUGAUCAUACCAACCGACUACAGAGCGAGGUAUCCACCGCCCUUGCUGACUCCGAGCAAAAGGCGCUGGAGCGGGACCAGGCCAUGCGCGCCCACGUGGCCGAGCGCCUGCAGGCCGCCAAGGAGUCCCAGGACCAGGUGCAGCGGGAGCUGAACGCCACCGCUGAGGAGGACCGGAAGAACACCCAGGCUGCCGUGACACGUUUGCACGAGCUGCUGGAGGAGAGUCGCAGCACAGCCACCAGUCACAUCCACGCGACGCAAGAAGAGGCGGCUCAAGCCCUGCUGGAGUUCAAGGAGGAAUCCCACACCAAGCUCGCGGAAGUGGACCAGCGCGCAGAUCGACACCAGGACUUUCUGCAGAUGCUGGAUCAGGUACUAGCGCGACGAGUGGAGUGGGUUCUGCAGAAGGCAUCCAGCCUGUCGCCCUCGAGUGACAAGCCGACAACGCCUGGCUCGCCCACGCAUCAGAGCUACUUCUCGCCCAAGUUCUGUGCUGCAGGCUGCCGCGACAUGCAGCUUGAGUUGCGCGUGGGGCGAUCAAUAGCCUCGGAGAUGAGCCUCUUCUUGUGGUGCCCGAAGCACACUCAGCUGGCCGUGCGCUUCUUCGCUGGGGAGAAGUGGGUCACGGCCGAGAAGGCCCAGCACGUGGAGGGCCCCAUGGCUGCCAAGCGCCUGGGUGUCCUGCAGGACCACAUCCUUGAAGACACGCUGCGGGUGGGCCUCGAAAUUCUGGAAGCUAUCCAAGAAGUGGGGAUCGAGAAUGAGGACAGUGUAGAGGCUCCCGACACAGCACCGUACGCCAGCAGCUCGCUGGUGUUCCAUCGCCAUAUUAAUCACCGCGUGCUGUCGCAGGUGAGGAAGGAGGUGGACAAGAUGCAGUGCAAGAUGGUGAAGCGGGUAGAAUGGCUGCUGACUGAAGCCGAUCAGCUGGAGCGCCAGUUCCCCCACGAGCAGCCCAUCUGCAGCCCCGUCUUCUCGGCGGGCGGCGUGGAUGGCAUGCAGUUCAUUUUCUACCCCAUGGGAUAUCGAGACUCCACGGAGGGCUUCUGCUCCCUCUUCUUGUACUGCCCCGCCGGCGUCCACAUCAAGUGCAACCUCAAUGCUGGCUCUCAAAAGCGGGACGCCAGCAACCACUUCAAGGAAGCGGGCGCCUUCGGCCGCUGCAACUUCUGCCGACUCGACAGCGCCAUCGACUCGGACACAAAUACUGCCCUGCUAUGGCUCGAGAUCGAGGAGGUCAUUCAGGAGAGCAAGCGGUCAAUGGACGAUGAGAGGAGGAAAGGGAAGAGGACCGCAACCUUGGAGCUGGAAAGCGCAGCCCCGGGCCCUGCCGGCAGCGUCAAGCUGAUGCGGAUCGCCAACACUGACUACCUCACCGAGGUCAGAAGACUGCCUUCCAUGUGGACAGAUCAAAAGUUGGGAGACUUUGUCAAGAAGCCGGAGGGCUACCGAAACUUCAAGGAGUUGGUCGGAAGGGCAAAGGUCGGUGCCACGCCAGGCAAGCCGGCAGAGACAGCUUCCGCCGCCUUUGGCACUGCGAGAGGUGCUCAGAGCACGGCGCCCUCAGCUCGCCAGCCGGAGCCGGCCCGGGCCGAGUCCAUGCCAGCCUUGCGCUCUGAGCGUGUGGAACUCAUCGCCCCAGGUCCGGAAUCACUGCCACUGCUUUGCGGUCCACAGGGUGAGUUCGGAGCCGACCAGGGCUAUGGCUCCCCGCUGCUCUGGGCCGGGAAGAGUCGCAAGGCCCGGGGUUCUGCGAGCUUUCGGCAACGGUUCUGAGGGCGCGGGAGCGAUUCGAUGGGCUGCGAUGGGUGCUUCCUGAAAUUGGGCUCCCCCCCCCUUCCCCCAUUUUUGUGGUGCGCGUU